AUGUCGCAAAUAGAGCUGCACACGAAAGUCUUUUAUGGUUUAAAAACUGACGUACUAAACAACGCACAUUUUGUUACUGACAGCGAUGUUCUUUAUCCGGUGGGAAAUGCUCUGGCUGUUCAUAAUUUUGAGAGGCAGAAACAGCGGCUGCUGCAUCUUUCUGACAAGCGGAAUGUUAAUAUCAUCGCUUUGACGCCUAAUAAAAAAUAUGUCGCCCUCUGCGAAACCGGCGACAAACCUUCGAUCUCAAUCUACGACCUUUCUCAACUAAAGCGCAAAAAGUCCCUAGUAAUUCCCUACGACUCUCCCGGCGUCACCAAAUUCUCCUGCAUCGCUUUUAGCUUCGACAACCGCUACCUAGCGGCGAUAACCGGAGAGCCUGACUCAACCCUCCUGUACUACCUCUGGGAGAAAGGUAAAGUAGAAUCUUCUUUAAAACUUCCUAACCUAGACCCCGAAUCUUACAUCAGUUUAAUAUCCUGCAAUCCUGGAGACGUUGGAAUUGUCGCAGUGGCUGGGCCACAUACUUUCAAGCUCUUAACAGUCUCUGAAACCGUAUGGCGACCUUACGGCUUCUCCAAAGCAGACAAUUUACUCAUCAGCUCAUUAGUUUGGUUAAAUACCGACAGGUUGCUCUUUGGAACCAAAGAUGGAAGGCUAUUUUACCUUGAUAAUGGUGAUCUAAAGGCUAUUUUUAUAGUUAAGGAGCUUAAUGUCAUCAAUUUAAAGACCAGGGAUGAGUUUGUGAUAACCCCAAGCCCCGAAUUGUCCAGCUGGCCGGAAGAAAUCCGCAGUUUGGUGUCUUAUCCAAAAGGAUUUGCCUUUGGUUGGGGUUCUGGAAGCUUAUUAGUCUUCCAGAAGGAAAAUCAUCACAAAUUUAUUAAAAAGCAGGUCUUUAAGGUGCCUAACCAGGUCUCUACAGCUUCUGGGGAAGAUUUAUACCGGAUUAAUUCAGUGAAUAUCAACCCUAGCCACAACCAAUUGAUAGUAACCACAGGUUGGUCCCAAUUGUUCUCCGCGAAGCUUAGCGACGACUCAGAAGACCUAGAAGAGGAAUUGCAGAUCAUGGGGCAGGCUCUGCACCAAGGAAAGAUCAGUAAGGUCAGCAUGUGUGCUUGGAAAUCCGUGUUUAUGACUUGCGGAGCCAGCGACAGGAGUGUCAGGCUCUGGGACUACGAAUCUGAAAGCUUACUGAUGAUGAAACAGUACUCAGAAGACAUUUUCUCAGUGUCCUUGCACCCGGUUGGCCUGUUCUGCUUGAUAUCCUUCACGGACAAGCUUAGAUUCAUGAAAAUCCUGAUUGACGACCUUAUUCCCGCCAAGGAAUUCGCUAUUCGCGACUGCAGGACCAUGAGCUUCAGCCAGGGAGGGCAUCUUUUCGCAGCAGUUAAUGGCAACGUCAUCCAGGUUUAUACUACAGUGACCUUCGCGCAAAGAUUGGUCCUAAAAGGGCACACUGGAGUCAUCCAAGAAGUGGUUUGGUUCCAGUCGGAUCUUAAGCUUGUAACCUGCGGCUACGAAGGCGCCAUUUACGUCUGGGACAUUAGCACCGGGUCCAGGAUUUCUGAGACUAUCAUCAAGAAUGUUAAGCUUCAUGGUGUUGCUGUUGGAUUGGGUGCGAUAUUUUGCAUCGCUACUGAUAGGAAGAUUAGGGAGAUUAGGGACAGUGUGGUGAGGGAAUUCAAUAUGGCGGAGGAUAUGAUGAGCUUGUUGGUGGGAAAGCAGAACCCUUUGGCCUUCAUUACGUGCCCCGGAGGCGCCAUUUUGUUCUUUAAUUUGCAAGAUCAAGGAAAAGGAGAGAUAAGGAGUUAUAAUGUGCAUUGUAGUGAGGUUAGUGAUCUCAGUUUGGCGAAUCAGGAACAUGUUGUCAUUUCCGCGGCGAUAGAUGGCAGUCUAUGCUUUUGGAGAGUCAUAGGGCCGGAGAAAGUUGCGGUGACCUACACUACCGAGGUUCUAAUCGGUAAGGUGGAUUUAGAGGAUAAGGUUUUGAAGAUAGAAGAGUUGAAGAGGAGGUUAAAGGAAUUAGAGACGGAAAAUUCGUAUAAGUUAAGGCAAAUUGAGGUUAAGAAUUGUGAAAAGUUGAAGGAGAUUAAUGGCGGGUACUACGAGGCGGUGCAGGAAUUACUGGAGAGGAUUGAGAGGAUGAAGGAGGAUAGGCAGAGUGAAUUAAAUAGGAUUAAUGUGGAGAUUUUGAGGAAGAAGAAGGAGAAUGAGGAGGUUAUAAAGGAAAUGGAGAGUGAUUAUAAUAAUAAGCUGAUUUUGGAGUAUGAUAAGUAUGUUGCUUUGGAGAAAGCUAGGAAUGAUAUGAGGAAGGAUUUUGAAGACAAAAUGGCGGAGUUGAAGGAGAGGUUGCUUGGAGAGCGUCAACAGAUGGCGCGGAAGUUUGAAGAGGAGAUUUUUGAGAAGACUGCGGAGAUUGAGGAGCUCCAGGAGGAAAUAACCCAGGUUUUGAGGGAGCAUGAAGAAGUUAAGGAGGGGAUUGAGGUGGAUGCUGAUAGGGAAAUUGUGGAGGUUAGGACGGAGUAUGAGGCACUGCUUUUUGAGGAGAGGGGGGCGAGUUUGAGGCUCAAAGGAGAAGCGGGGGUGCUGAGGAAUAGGUUUGAGGCGAGUCGGAGGGAUAUUGAUGAGCUAAAGAGGGAGUUAGGGAGUUUUAAGGGGGAGGUGGAGCAUUAUCAGAAAAUGAUUGCGGAGGCGGAGAAGGAUUUGUUGGAUUUGAAGAGUGAGGUUAGGGAGAGGGAUGGAAUGAUUCAGGAGAAGGAGAGGAAGAUUGCGGAGCUACUGAGGAGUAAUAGUGAGCUGGAGAAAUAUAAGUUUGUGCUGAAUUAUAAGAUCAAGGAGCUUAAGGAGAAGAUUGAGCCGAGGGAGGAGGAGAUUAAGGAAUUGAAGGUUAAGAUUGAGGAGAUGGAGGUUGAGCUGGUGAAUUUGAAGAAGAGGAAUGAUAGAUUGGAGAUUAAGGCCCUGGAAUUGAAGGAUAAGGUUGCGGGAGCGAAGAAAGAGGGGGAGGUUAGGGUUAAGAAGGUUAGGGAGCUGGAGAAAAUUUUGGAGAAGGUUAGGAGAGACCUUGUGGAGGCUGUGGAGAUUUGUGAGUAUAAGGAGCUAAGGAAUUGGAUCAAGCAGAUGUUUCAGAGGUAUGUUGGUGAGGAGUUUAGGAAGAGUGUGAGAGAUGGCGCUGAUGUUGUUUGCGAGUUUGAGAGACAGAGGGAGCAAUUGGAGAGGACUGUUGAGUCUUUGAGGAAGCAGGUUUAUAAAAAAUGA
Cotesia congregata is the source of this 3255-nucleotide messenger RNA. Lineage: Eukaryota; Metazoa; Arthropoda; Insecta; Hymenoptera; Braconidae. The record is from the annotation of a GenBank genome assembly.